Messenger RNA from Patiria miniata (bat star), 3900 nucleotides. Its product is annotated as beta-1,3-galactosyltransferase 1-like. The record is from RefSeq and is a predicted model, not a curated record. The transcript has a single exon. The coding region runs from base 1531 to 3027 and encodes 498 amino acids. Gene Ontology annotation, cellular component: membrane. NCBI's taxonomy places the organism in Eukaryota, Metazoa, Echinodermata, Asteroidea, Valvatida, Asterinidae. Gene Ontology annotation, molecular function: hexosyltransferase activity.
CAAAACUUUAAACAAGUCAGUGUAGCAAUAUUUGCCAUAAAAUACUCACCCCCAAUUCAAUCCAUUUCUGAAAAUUACGGCAAAAGCAAAUGUUUUUUUCAUUAAACUGAAAACAAAUAAAUCGACCACCCCUUCAAUAUUUUGGCUUUACUUCAUCACUAGCACUAUGCUGCAAAAUUAAAUGUUUUUUUUUUUUUAAUGUCAAUGGCUUUUUCUUCACCAGUGUGCUCCAAGCCAGAUUUGACUCAUUAGCCAUGACGAUUCUAUUGUUUUACACUGUAAAAAAUAAUGGGCAAAACACUGUUGGGUAAUAUAAUUUUACCCAACAUUGGUUUGAAAUUACCUAAUUUGGGUAAAAACUAUUGGGAAGAACUUUGCCCAAGAGUUUAACCUGUUGAUAUGUUGACCCACAUUGGUCUACAUAUCAACCCAUUUUGCCCAACGUUUUUACAGUGUAUGCAUGUGCUAGUGCAAGUCUGACACAAGUUUAAAGUAGAAUUAGGAUCAUCUUUCUCCGGUACAAUGUACUGCAUUGAUUAUGUAAGACGUUGGAACUUGGAUUGAACUUUUUAAUUGUAUAAUUCUUUUACAUGCUCAUAAUGCAUGCCUUAUUAAUACCAUGCCUAUGCAGAAUAUUGGUUAAUUCUCACUUUGUGAUAUCACAUUGCUCGACCCCGGUUUCAUAGGGUCUUUCAAAAUACCCAGUUGACGUCAUUCCGACCGGACUCUAUCAUAAAGUUUACACCUUGAAGAUAGUGUAAUAUUUAUGGAAAAUUUCUUUCACAAAAGAAACCAUUGUCAAUUUCUUUAUAUUCUUGGCCUCUUUUGCCCUCGUUUAAUAUUCGCUGAGUGUAAUCUUUAAAAUUUUCUCCUUUUGUCAUUUAACCUUCACUAAACCGAUUUCCCCCGAAUAUAAUGUGGUAACGACUGAAAUCAAGGCUAGGAACCCUCGUCAGCAGAAAUGAAACCCCCAUAACGGUGGAAAAAUCAAAAGGUUAGCCCUUGCCUUUUCAUGAAUACCACAAUUCUAUGCAUAUUCACCAACGCGGAUAUUCUUUAGUGAUUCAAAUUAUCCGUGGGCCGACAUAAUAAUACAUGUUCAGGGUCAAUGCGCGGAUAAUGCAGUGUGAGACUGCAGUGACGAAUGGUGCAUGCAGUAUAAUGCGAGAUGGAGCUUUCUAUACUUACUUUUGCACUGGUAUAAGGUAUAGCAUAACAUCAUUCCAACUUUUGUUUUCGGUGCUUGAAUAUUCGUCGUAUUCGGGUGAAUGUACCAUGUGCCUCCAGAACUGACUGCAAGGAUGUCUUUGUCAAGCUGAUGUUCUGACAGGGUGAUUUCAGUUGUGAUACGAUCGGUAUAUACCCUUGCACAAGCGAGACAACGUGGUGCUCUGUUCGUUGACUUUGUGCCAAUCUAUACAUGGUGCAUGCGUUCACAUAAGUGUAAACUUGAACAACUUCACAAAGUAUCGACAGUUCAUUCGAACAAGCCGAUUGCUGAGUCUACACCGCACUGCUGGAAUCUGGUUGAUGUUUUUUGAACAACAACUGAACCAAGCGUCUGUGAUGAAACUCCAAAAACUGUUCCUGAUUUUAACUUUCGCGGUAGCACUUUCGUGCUUUGCGUUUGUAGCAUAUGUCUCAUCAAGAGGUCAUGGCUCCGGGGCGAGUAGGCACAGAACUAACGCGAAGCCCAUGCGCUAUAAGCUCGGUGCUAUAGCCAGUGCGAAGAACAUCAGUAUCAAGAAGCAGGUACACAAACUGAUAGGCAAACUGAAAGACAUUCGGGAACGGAUUCCAAGCAAAUUCAUUAAGUCCAAGAAAGCUAAUAGGAAAGAUGCUGUCCCUCGACCUCCAGAGAUUGUGAAUGUACUCCAGACCCACAAGAAAACCCAGGCUAGUUCUUUAACUCGUACAAAUCCGCGUGGUCGGUCUAAUGAUGUACGCAAUGCGAAGAACACCAUCCUUAACUUGAAGUCAGCAAGAAAUUCUCCAAAUAUCUAUUCUCCAUAUGCAAAUGAACUCAGUAGAUUUGAUCCAGUCAAAGAAGCCAGCAAAGUUUCUAUUCCCUCAAAACUGACUGCGUUGAAUAUUCCCAACAGGCUUGAGGAAACGAAAGGAUUUUCUACGGUUCAUAUCGGGGAGAUGCAUAACACAAACUUGGAAACAUCGGUGAUACUGAGUUCACCUGACCGAGAUGAUACCAGGCGCGUCAUCAAUCCUCAUGGGUACAAACUCCUCAUGGACGAACCCCAGGCCUGUUACGAUGCCACUGGAACCCCAAAGGAAGUGUUCUUGUUGGUGUUCAUCGCAACAAUCCACGCGCACACCGAGCAGCGACAGGCGAUUCGCGAGACCUGGGGAAGCCCACGAGAGGUCAUGGGAAAGAAGAUCGUCACCCUGUUCCUGUUGGCUCAAAACCAGUACGUUAAUCUUCAGCAGCAGGUGGAGGAGGAGUCCAACAAACACCACGAUAUCCUCCAGGAAGAUUUCCAAGACACCUACAAGAACCUGACGCUCAAGACCAUCAUGGCUAUGAAGUGGGCCAGCACCCACUGCCCCCACGCCUCCUACGUCAUGAAGACGGAUGACGACUCUUACGUCAGCUACGACAACCUUGUCAAGCACCUGACUAGAUCACCGUCAAUAAACUACGCUGUGGGGCGUCUGUUCCCCAGUGCUGCACCCUUUCGUAACCCUUCCAAUAAAUGGUACGUAUCCAAGGAGACGUACCCCAGAGACAUAUACCCACCGUUUCUUGCCGGAACGGGCUACGUGUUGUCGACGGACGUAGCAGGAAAGGUCUUCCAGAUGUCCUUGCGCACGAAAUACAUUCAUCUCGAAGACAUAUUUGUUGCCCUAUGCUUAGAGUCAUUGCAUAUCAUACCUGUAAAGGGGGAGGAAUUUCACAAUUUCUACAUUGAAUACUCCAGGUCUCGUUAUUGCAAUCUGAUAACUUCUCAUCAAAUAUCUCCGCUGCAAAUGCGACGCAUAUGGAGCAGCCAUCCAGAUCAGGGGCCGUGUUAGUAGUUUGGCUCGCAAUGGCGCCCGCUAGAGACGACGAAUUGUAACGUCAUAACGAAUGCACACCUAGACUGUUUCCCGGCUUCCCUAAAGAUAUGGGGACCGGUAACUAGUUCCCAUUUAAAAGCAUUUGAUUGGUUGGCCUCUGCGCUCGCGCAUCACGAUUGUUUAUAUUUGAAUCGCUGUUUCAACUUUUGUGCAUGGACGCCGGUGAUUGAACUCACGAUUAUCAAGAAAUUCACGCUUGUCUUACCACAGAAGUACACAAAAUCGUCAGUGUCUCCAUGAAAUCAAUUUUCAAACAUUUCAACUGCAUAGGUUGUAAAUAUUGAACAGCAGUAUUUCUCGGGUCAGUACCACGCACGCGAAACUGGUCACAUAGGGUGAAAGUUUUCUAUAAUGAUGGGUGAAAAAAAUCCUUUAAAAAACCUGCAUCCAGACGCAGAUCCGGAUGACUUCUAAAAUCUCAUAGAUUUGUACUUUUACCAAGGACCACCUUAAAAAAAAAAUCAUGAAAAUCCAUCGAUAAGUUUUUGAGUUGUCCUGUUCAUAGACAAGCAACGCCGAUGAAAACAUAACCUCCUUGGCGGAGGUAAUAAGUGUGGAGCAGGUUACUAAAAAAAUAACCUGUGGAAGUUGAUUCAGCACAGUAAAUAUCUUUUUUGAGAAAAAUGUGAAAAAUGAAUCUUCGCUUUUCUCGACGUAAGUUACGGUUUCCCUUAAAGGGUGCAUGCCAAAUAUGCCAAAAAUCUGUCCGCCGAGCUCAUGAAUAAAAGUUAUACCCUCAAAAUAUUCUCCUUUAGAGAGUUCUGAGAGCCAUAAAAUUGGGGAAUUGAAGAGAUAUGGUUUCGAACCUCUUGCCCGGACUUGGGGCUU